GUGUGACAAGUGAUGAUAAUAAAAAGUGAUAAAAUUUGUAUAAAGUACUCUUUUAAAUUGAAUUAUAUAUGCCAUAAUUAUGCGUCACGCAUGCAAAUAAGUAAGGUUUUUUUCUUCAUCUAGUAUAAUUCACACAAAAACGUGUAAAAAUGGAUACCAAAGAAGUUGUCGACCACUUGGUGGCUUUAAAAGUUAUGAGACUCACUAAACCUGCUCUGAUAAGUCCCAAAAUAGUAACAUGUGAUUUUAAAGAUUUACCAGGAAAUAUUUUAAACAAUUUUUUGAAAGACGAUGCGACGUCAGUGGUGCAGAUGGAAACUUUAGCGGCAGGUCAAUUUCUCUUAUUACCUCAAAGUUUUGGUAACAUUUAUCUCGGAGAAACAUUUUCAUGUUACGUUUGUGUACAUAAUGAGACCUCGCAAGCUGUGCAGAGUGUGUCUAUAAAAGCUGAUUUACAAACAAGCUCACAGAGGAUUCCUUUAUCAACACAAAAUCAAUCUCCAGUGAUGCUGGAUGUUGAUGAAACAUUAGGUGAUGUUAUUCACCAUGAAGUUAAAGAUUUGGGCACUCAUAUUUUAGUAUGUGAGGUAACAUACAUGUCAAAUUACAAUACACUAGCCUCAUUCAGAAAAUUCUUUAAAUUUGAAGUUAUGAAACCAUUGGAUGUCAAAACAAAAUUUUAUAAUGCUGAAUCUGACGAUGUCUUCUUAGAAACUCAAAUACAGAAUAUCACCUCGGGUCCAAUAACUCUUGAACAAGUAUCUCUUGAAAGCUCUCAACAUUUCUCAGUCCAAUCACUGAACGAAGUGGACAAAGAUUUAUCAGUUUUUGGUUAUGUAACUUUACUCCAACCUCAAGAAAGUUGCCAAUAUUUGUAUCGUUUAACACCAAAGGAAACAAUUUCUAGUGAAACUAAACACAUAAUAGCUCCGAAGAAUAUAGGAAAACUAGAUAUUGUCUGGAGAUCAAACUUAGGAGAGAAAGGGAGACUGCAAACCAGUCAGUUGCAAAGAAUAACUCCUGAUUAUGGGGACAUAAGGCUUUUGUAUGUGGAUUUACCCAGUAAAGUGUCUGUUAAUGAGCCAUUUGAUUUUAAAUGCAAGAUAGUUAAUGCAAGUGAGAGAACAUUAGAUUUAAUAUUGAAAUUACGUUCUCUCCAAGAUUCUAGUCUUUUAUGGUGUGGGAUAUCCAAUAGGAAGUUAGGGCCAUUAGAACCAGGUGGUGUCAAAUACAUUGAUCUAACUGCUCUACCAAUAAGUACAGGCCUACAUGUUAUUACAGGAGUAUCACUAGUAGAUUUAUUCUUAAAAAGAACAUAUGAUUAUGAUGACUUGGCGUCAGUUUAUGUUUUUUAGGUAAUAAGCAAUUUUAAACUAAAAAUGUGGUAAUGAAAAUUUCUAUCAUCAAGCCUUUU
Messenger RNA from Papilio machaon (common yellow swallowtail), 1414 nucleotides. Its product is annotated as trafficking protein particle complex subunit 13. The transcript has a single exon. NCBI's taxonomy places the organism in Eukaryota, Metazoa, Arthropoda, Insecta, Lepidoptera, Papilionidae. The coding region runs from base 150 to 1355 and encodes 401 amino acids. Gene Ontology annotation, cellular component: TRAPPIII protein complex. The record is from RefSeq and is a predicted model, not a curated record.